This is a messenger RNA of Rotaria socialis, 936 nucleotides long. Lineage: Eukaryota; Metazoa; Rotifera; Eurotatoria; Philodinida; Philodinidae. The record is from the annotation of a GenBank genome assembly.
AUGAGACCAGCCACUCAAAUCAAAGGAAAUACAAUAAGUAAUCUUCGUAAAUUGGCAAAGCCACCCGAAGCCAUAAUGAUUGUACUUGAUAUGGCAUUAAUUUUAAUGAAACGACGUAUUGAUCCGAUACGAAUAGACUAUAAUCUUGACGAACCUUUCUACGCAUCGUCGAAAACUGAAAUUUUACGACUUCUUAAUUUUUCCGGAUUAUUAUCAACAUUGUUGACAAUACGCGAACUCAAUGAUGAAAUCAUUGAAUUACUUGCGCCAUAUUCCGAAAUUAAAGAUCUAUCGGAAAAAGCUCGAAAAGCGUAUCAAGAUUUGGCAACACUAAAAACGUGGACAGAUAAAAUUCAAUCGUAUCAUGCAAUUAAUAAAGAAGUUAUUCCAAUAAAAGACAAAGUGCAAAAAGCAGAAAAUUCACUUCGAAAAGCUUCAAGAAAAUUAGCGAGAGCUGAACGAGAACUUGAAAGAACUGAAGUCGGUUUAGCUAAAUGCCAGAAUGAUUUUGAUGUAGCUAUGCAAACAAAACAAGCAUAUCAAGCAGAUUAUGACGCUCUACUUAAAAGGCGUAAUGAUGCAAAUACAUUAAUAUCAGGAUUAACAGGUGAAAAAAUUCGAUGGAAUGAACAAAAUAAAGCAUUCGAACAGAGUAUUGAAAAAUUAAUCGGAAAUAGUAUUCUCGUAACAGCUUUUCUAUCAUAUUGUGGCCCAUAUAAUCAAGAUUUUCGGCAACGUAUGUUAAACGAAUGGCAAAAACAAAUACAACAAAGAACAAUUCCUUUUUCGGAUAACUUUGAUAUUAUUGAAAAAUUGAAUGAUGAAGCAACAAUCGGCGAAUGGAAUCUACAAGGUUUACCGAAUGAUGAUCUAUCAAUUCAAAAUGGUAUUAUAGCAACAUCGAACUAUCGCUACCCGCUCCUAAUCGAUCCGUAA